AUGACCGUUCUCGGCAAGCGCAAGGCCCCCGAGCCGCCGGUCUCGCGGGAAGACGCGAACGAAAUCUUCAGACGGCAUUUCGAGUCGCGGUUCGCCCCCAUAGAGGUCGAGAAGCGGCCGGUCGCCGACGAUGAUGGCGAAGACGAGGUCGACGACGGCGACGAUGAUAGCGAUGACGAGGCAGGCCCACGGCGGCCACGGCGCAGCGCAGGCAGCGACGAUGAUGAAGCAGAGUGGGGAGGUCUGUCGGAUGACGAGAUUUCGGACGAUGAGGACGACGUCCCGACUGUGGAGGUAGUAGAUCACUCGAGCUCGCAAACCCCGAAAGCGACUUCCAUGUCUAAACGCGAACUCAAAGCUUUCAUGUCCUCUCGACCGCCCGACCAGGCCGACCGGACCCAGCUCCAAUCCGCACAGCCAUCCGCAAACUCCUCCAACGCACUGCCCGAGGAUGCCCCCUCGCUCCUCGCGCAGGACCUCGAGCUCCGCCGCCUCCUCGCCGAAUCGCACCUCCUCUCUCGCAACACCCAGCCCUUGACGUCGCUCUCAGCCAACACCGUCGAGCCCAAGGCCUUUGCUGCGGGCCGCACUCGCCAGCGCGCCACCGACAUGCGCAUCCAGGCCCUCGGCUCCGCCCUCUCCAUCCACAAGCAGGAGAAGAUGCCCAUGAAGAUGCGCAAGGGCAUGGUCGCUGCCGCUGACGCCCGCGAGGCCAAGCGCAGGCGCGAGGCCAGGGAGAACGGCGUCAUUCUUGAGCGGGACACCUCCGGUAAGGGCAAGGGCAGGAGGAGGGAUCGCGGGAGGGAUGCGGCCGUAGAUCGACCGGGCGUGGGGAGGUUCAAGGGCGCGGAGCUGAGGCUGAGCGAGCACGAUGUCAAGAGGAUUGAAGGCGGGAGGGACACAUUUGGCAGAAGAUCAAAGAGGUGA
Messenger RNA from Purpureocillium lilacinum, 927 nucleotides. RefSeq lists its product as uncharacterized. The record is from RefSeq and is a predicted model, not a curated record. Gene Ontology annotation, cellular component: nucleolus. NCBI's taxonomy places the organism in Eukaryota, Fungi, Ascomycota, Sordariomycetes, Hypocreales, Ophiocordycipitaceae. Gene Ontology annotation, biological process: maturation of SSU-rRNA from tricistronic rRNA transcript (SSU-rRNA, 5.8S rRNA, LSU-rRNA).